UCUAUGGUCGCCAUUUUUUUGCUGCGAACGGCUGGCGUGGCGGGCGGUGGUGAAAAUAAUUGUGAAAAUAUGAAGUGCAAUGUGAAAUAAAGGGACCAAGAAAAGAAAAUAGGGCGGCGGCUGAUUGAUUAAGUUUAUUGUGUCUGAGUGUGCAAGCAGUAUUAACGUUGCAAUUGAUUAAAGCAUCGAUCACAACACACAUAACCAGGCACGGUAGUGGCACCAAUUCACGCGAUGGAGGCGCCGCCGCCGCCGCCGCCGCCGCCCGAGGAGCGGCCGGCCGACGUGUGCCGCAACUACGUGUGGGGCACGUGCCGCAAGUAUGCGCAGUGCCGCUUCCGACACGAGCUCAACUUCGAGGAGAUGAAGACCAUCCUCAAGUUCUGCCACGACCACCAGAACAUGGAGACGUGUCCGCGCAAGGGCUGCACCUACCUGCACACGUCCAAGGAGGAGGAGAAGCUGUUCCUUGAGACGGGCGCGAUCCCCCGCGACCUGGCGGAGCGCCACGCCGCCAUGGCCGCGGCCGCGACCAGCCGGGGGCGCCGGCCGCCCGCCCCCGCCUGCCCGCGCGCCUUCGUGCCGCCGCCGCCGCCGCCCACCCCCGCGCCGCCCCCGCCACCGCCCGCCGCCCUGCCGCCGCCGCCGCCGCCUAUGCUGCCGCCGCCCGCACAGUACACUGAAGGGGCAUAUUAUGGUCCUGUCCCACACCCCACCUACACCGCAGCCAGCAACAACCCACCACCACCAAUACCUGGAUUUGAUGCCAGCCGGCCACCACCUAUAUUUCACAAUAUAGUAGGCAAGAGAAAAUCCUCGAAUGCAUAUGAAGCCACGCCGAGUAAGGCCGCGAAGGGAGCCCUCGCGCCCUGCGCUGAAUGUGCUCAGCUCAAGACAAGAGUUGUUGAGAGUAAACAACUCAUUGAACAAUCAAUAAACGAAGAAGCAGAUCGCAGUCUGCUGCUUAAAAAGAAGUUGGAAGACUAUGUGACGAGGAAACAGCUUCUUCUGGCGCUUGUGCCGCCAGACAAGGCGAGGGAGGUGGAAGCAUUUAUUGAGGGCACGCCCGUCGUGCAAAAGGAGGCCCACGCCCAGUGGGCGAACCAAACUACCAACAGAAUUUCAGGUACCACCUCAGUGCCUCAUCAGAUCCUGGUCGUCCUGGGCACCAACAGCCUCGGCCCAGACAAGAAGUUCCAGAACAUGGACGAGACCACCCUGCUGGAGAGCCUCCGGCGCACGCUCCAGCAGCAGACGCAAGGGCAGGAGGAUAUGUCGUCGCUGCUCAGCACCGUGGCCUCCGUCAUCACCACCAACACCUCGUCCACGGAGGUCGUGCAGGGGAUCCUUAACUACCCGCCACCGCAUGAAGUGAACAACGGGUACGCCCCGCGGCCCGCGCUGCCUACCUCCUACCCUCCGUUCCACCCGACGCUGCCGCCGCCCGUUUACCCGUCGCCGCCCGCCUACCCGUCGCCGCCCGCCGCCUACCCGCCGCCCUCGCCUUACAACCAUCUGCCCCCGCGGCCGGACGGCAGCAUGAUGGCGGCGCUGCCCCCCUCGACCAUGGAGGUGUCCCACGGGUACGCGCCGCCCGGCGGCUUCCCACCCCCGACCCACACCAACCCGUCAUACCAGCCGGUCGCAUCCACGUCGGCGCAGCGGCCGCCCGCGCCUCCGCUGCCUCCAGCCAAGAACUACAACCAGUACACCUUCGGAGUCUGCCAGAACAUGUCCUCAUCCUACCACUACACCACGUAUCAGUAGCGUAUAAAAGUGUGGUGGGAGCAUCGCCGCGGGGACUCCUAGCGACUCCGGGCCCCGCCCUCUCUCCCGUCACGACACACACACACAAACACGUAGAUCUCAAUAUUUUGUAAGUGUUGGGCAACGAAGGUUCAAGUGGAAAAUGGUAUGACAAGGUUUAGAGCAGGGUUUUUACACGGACUUUGUGGAUAGCGGGUACGCUCCGAGAUGUUAUUUGGUUAAUGCGGUUGUGUGUUUUAUUACAUUAGCUUAAGGGGGCUUUGUGCCUGAACUUGGGUCAUUUGUAUAUGGGAUAUUUGUGUAAAUAGAUCCCCUUAGACACAACAUUUUAUUUUAAGCGAGUUUUAUUAUAAUAAUAAUGUGUAAUUCGUAGAUGUAAAAAUUAUUAGUUUUGUAACAUAGACAAUAUAGACAUACAUUUCACUGGUUUCUGACCAUCUC
Molecule: messenger RNA, 2208 nt
Organism: Plutella xylostella (diamondback moth)
Lineage: Eukaryota; Metazoa; Arthropoda; Insecta; Lepidoptera; Plutellidae
Molecular function (GO): metal ion binding
Source: RefSeq, a predicted model, not a curated record